GAAUGAAAUAUAAGAAAGGAAGGCAAGCCAUCUGCCGGUUUGAGAGGAUGCCAUGUGGGCCAUUGCACCCAUGGUCAAAGGAAAAAAAAAACUCACCCCACCUGCGUUUGACCCUCGACCUCCGUUCGUCGCCCCCACCACCUCGAAAUCCUACCUGCCCCGGCCGCUGGCGAUGGCGGUGGCGUUCCGGUCGGCGACGAGGAUAGCCUCCUUCUUUGGGGCCGUGGAGGGCGACGACGCCGGCUCCGGCACGCGCGGCCGGACCCCCAAUGCUGCGGGCGGCGGAGGCAGCCUCCGUCGGUUGAGGAGCCUGAGCAGUUUCCCGCCGCCGCCGCCCGGCCGCCGCUCUCCCCAGAGGACGUGCCGGCGCCCUCCUCGAGGUUCGUGACCAAGGUCAGGGGCGGAGGGUCGUUGGCAGGGUGGAGUCCGAGGACGACGACGGGGAGGUGCUGCCGUGCAUGGAGGACUCGCGUGGGCGCCUCAGGUUCCCGGCGCCCGCGGAGAAAGGCCACGGUCGGCUCCACCGGGAAAAGGGCGGCCGAGCGGCGAGCCGGAGCUGCCGGCACGCGCUGACCUGGCGCCCUUCCGCUGGCUAGAUUUGGUUCGGCUCUUCGACCCCCAUUUCUGUCGGGCACCAGCUGUGGUAAGGAGCAGCGGCCACGAUCGUCCGGUGUCGCCACCAGCUCGACCAUACCACAGCUGACUUUCCCCUCUGAAUGUGCUAGAUGUCGCCUCCAGAGUCUCAGUGGUGGCGUGAAUGGCAUGAGAAAGAAACGUGGUCAGAUUUAGUGUGGAAUUUUCCACCAUAUUGUGACGUUUGCAUGAGUGGGAAUGGGGGAAACCGUGGAGGUUGUUGUGUCUUUGCAUUAAUUUAUGCCAUCAUUGUACUGUUCAAUCGGCCAUGUUGCCCUUCUAGACUUACUAAGCUAAUUCUUCUCACUUUUUGUCAGGAAACUCUUCUAAGCAUCAACUCGUUCAUACCAUGAAAACCAUGGUGAUGUUAGUUUUGUCACAUCAAGAUCGAGCAAUGGUGGCGGAAGCAUAUCACUGGAUUUCAAUUAAGUUUGUCCACAUGGUACCAGCCUAUCUUCUUGCAAAAGGACUUGGUUUGCUAAGAAAAAAUGCUUACCAACAUUGUUUGCUUUGAGGUAUUUUUUUCGCUUUGCUGAAAUGGGUGAGAUGAUAGAAGAUAUAUGAAGGUGAGGUCAACUGGUGGCCCUUCAUGUCGGUGUGUCGUGGUGGGCAUGUGCCAGUCGACAUGUGCUCCAUCGAGUAUUGAGGAAAUGCUCGCGUGGGGAUCCGAGCAUGUAGACGAUGGAGGAGGACAUUGGAAGGGAGCGACGUUGUGCUGCGGCCCUCUUUGUAUAUUCUUUGAUUAUGAACUCUUCCUUUUGGUUGAGGUUAUGCAAUUCUCUGAAGAAUGCCCCUCAAGCUGCAGGCUGUCGCGUGGAACAGGUGUCGCGACUGGUGCAAGAAGACAGCGGAAGGCAUCUAGUAAGUUGCCUACUCAGAGCGAUGAGCUCCAAGAAGUGAAGCAUCAGUUAGUUUACAGGCGGCUUUUGACAGGGAGACCGCUUUUGUUUUGAUACCGCUGUGCUCAACUCAUGUCUUCACUAUGUCUUCUGGGUGUAUUGUCAGGCCGGCUUGAACUAGUGUUUGCUGCAUUGCCAUGCCGGCUUGAACUAACGACUCCGUGCCAAUGGCAUCGGCUCAUCACUGAGUCCAGUCAAACCCUACAUUUACAACUUCUAAUGAAUUAGUUCCUGGCCGUUCCA
This is a messenger RNA of Lolium perenne, 1775 nucleotides long. The record is from RefSeq and is a predicted model, not a curated record. Lineage: Eukaryota; Viridiplantae; Streptophyta; Magnoliopsida; Poales; Poaceae.